This is a messenger RNA of Suillus paluster, 3976 nucleotides long. RefSeq names its product P-loop containing nucleoside triphosphate hydrolase protein. Gene Ontology annotation, cellular component: cytoplasm; cell tip; myosin complex. Lineage: Eukaryota; Fungi; Basidiomycota; Agaricomycetes; Boletales; Suillaceae. Gene Ontology annotation, biological process: endocytosis; vesicle transport along actin filament; actin filament organization. Gene Ontology annotation, molecular function: microfilament motor activity; actin filament binding; ATP binding. The record is from RefSeq and is a predicted model, not a curated record. The transcript has 17 exons. The coding region runs from base 79 to 3891 and encodes 1270 amino acids.
UUGCCGUGCCUGCGGACUUCUCCCAGCCGUUACUACAACUUUACCACCUUCCCUCAUUCAAGGUAAGGCGGGUCAGCCAUGGCUAUAUCCAAGAAGGCGGGCAAAAAGACUGCUCCGAAGUCAGCUGGGGCGACUAAAGUUGCCAAGGCAGACUGGAAAGAAGGAUUCAAGAAGAAACAGGCCGGAGUAUCCGAUAUGACUCUUCUGACAACUAUCGACAACGAUAGCAUCAAUGACAACCUUAAGAAACGUUGGACCGGCGGAGAGAUCUACACUUACAUCGGCAGUGUAUUGAUAUCUGUUAAUCCCUUUAAAGAUCUAGGAAUCUAUACGGAUGAAACCUUGCAGAAGUACAAGGGCAAGAAUCGACUCGAAGUUCCUCCGCAUGUAUUCAGCAUCGCAGAAUCUGCAUACUAUAACAUGAAUGCAUACCACGAAAACCAAUGUGUUAUUAUAUCUGGCGAGUCCGGUGCUGGAAAGACCGAGGCUGCGAAGCGCAUCAUGCAAUAUAUUGCGGCCGUGUCCGGAGGGGAGGAUAACAGUAUACAGGAGAUCAAAGAAAUGGUGUUGGCUACGAAUCCUCUAUUGGAGAGCUUCGGUUGUGCAAAGACUCUUCGAAACAAUAAUUCAAGUCGUCAUGGUAAAUAUCUAGAGAUCAUGUUCAACGACCACGGCGAGCCGAACGGGGCUCAAAUUACGAAUUAUCUACUUGAGAAAGGCCGAGUGGUAGGGCAGAUAGAGAACGAGCGCAAUUUUCACAUCUUCUAUCAAUUCACGAAGGCUGCUUCGGAGGAGCAGCGAGAGCAAUUCGGGUUGCAGGGCCCAGAUGCGUAUUCUUAUACCAGCAUGAGCAACUGCUUAGACGUUCAGGGUAUCAACGAUUCAAACGACUAUGCGGACACGCUGAAUGCCAUGAGGAUCAUUGGCCUCAGUGAUCAGGAGCAGAACGAAAUUUUCCGGAUGCUCGCAAUUACUUUAUGGCUCGGGAAUGUGCAAUUUCAGGAGAUGGAUGACGGAAAUGCGACUAUCUCUGACACCGGAGUGACGGAUUUUAUUGCAUAUCUCAUGGAAGUAGACUCGGCGAUGGUUCAGAAGGUGCUGACAUCCAAAGUCGUCGAAACUCAACGAGGCGGACGACGAGGUUCGGUAUAUGACGUUCCCCUGAAUCCCGCGCAAGCAACCGCUGGAAGGGACGCACUCGCAAAAGCGAUUUACAACAAUCUUUUCGAGUGGAUUGUUGCGAGAAUCAAUGUGUCCAUGAAGGCUCGAAGUGCCACAACACAAGUGAUUGGUAUCCUGGAUAUCUUUGGUUUCGAAAUUUUCGAGGAUAACUCUUUUGAGCAAUUAUGCAUCAACUAUGUCAACGAGAAACUUCAGCAGAUUUUCAUCGAAUUGACGCUUAAGACCGAACAGGAGGAGUACGUGAGGGAGCAGAUCAAGUGGACUCCGAUCAACUACUUUAACAACAAGAUUGUUUGUGAUCUCAUUGAAGAGCGUAAACCCCCUGGAAUUUUCGCCGCGUUGAACGACGCCUGCGCAACAGCCCACGCCGAUCCAGCCGCGGCAGAUAACAGUUUCGUGCAGCGGACGGCCAUGCUAUCUUCCAACGCCCAUUUUGAAGCACGUGGAUCGCAGUUUCUGGUUCGUCACUACGCCGGAGACGUCAUGUACAACAUCUCUGGUAUGACAGACAAGAAUAAGGACGCACUCGUGAAGGACCUCUUCGAUUUGGUCGGUAGUAGCGGCAACCAGUUCCUCCAGACAUUAUUCUCCGACCGACCCGAUCCCUCGAGCAAGAAGAGACCGCCCACUGCUGGUGAUAGGAUUAAGGCGUCAGCAGGUGCCCUCGUGGAUAAUUUGAUGAGAGCUCAGCCUUCUUAUAUUCGAACGAUCAAACCAAACCAGAAUCGUAGCGCAACUGAAUAUGAUUCCAAGGCUAUAUUGCAUCAAAUCAAAUACCUCGGAUUACAAGAAAAUAUUCGUGUUCGUCGCGCAGGGUUUGCGUAUAGGAACACCUUCGAAAAAAUGGUAGAACGAUUCUACCUUUUGUCGCCUUCAACAUCGUACGCUGGUGAAUAUACGUGGCAGGGAGACACGAAAUCGGGUUGCGAGCAAAUUCUCAGGGACACGGGGAUAGCCAAGGAUGAAUGGCAGAUGGGGGUCACAAAGGCUUUUAUCAAGAAUCCCGAAACACUGUUUGCCUUGGAGACUAUGCGCGACCGUUAUUGGCAUAACAUGGCAGCCCGUAUUCAGCGAGCCUGGAGAAACUACUGGCGGUAUAAGAAUGAGUGCGCUAGACGCAUUCAGAGGUUCUGGAAGAACAACAAAGAAGCCCUCGAAUAUGCCAAAGUCCGCGACUAUGGUCAUCAGGUGUUGGCAGGAAGGAAGGAACGCAGGCGUUACAGUCUCCUCAGUUAUCGUCGUUUUCUGGGCGACUAUCUUGAUGUCAAUGGUAAGAGCAUCGUUGGCUCUGACCUGCGCUCCGCCUGCGGUCUUGGUGCGGAGCAGGCCACCUUCAGCUCGAAAGUACAGAUAUUAGUGUCCAGAUUGGCUCGGUCCAGCAAACCCGGCCCACGUUUCCUUGUAGUGACUGCAAAGGCUGUGUACAUCGCGGUAACUUCUAAUAAGGAUGGUCAGAUACACACCUCCCUUGAACGCAAGAUUCCCUUGAUUACUAUCAAAAGUAUAUCAAUGUCUAAUUUAAGGGAUGAUUGGCUGGCAUUAAACUGCAAUGCCUCUGAGGAGGGUGAUCCCGUCCUUCAUUGCCACUUCAAGACGGAGUUGACCGCGAAUCUUCUUACGCUCACGCAAGCUGCUAUCAACGUCGUGAUUGGCCCGUCGAUCGAAUAUGCGAAAAAGAAGGACAAGAAGGCACAGAUUCAGUUUGUCAGGGACGAGACGGUCACAAAAGAUGAUGUAUACAAGAGCCACACUGUGCACGUCCCAUCUGGCGAACCUUCAUCCAGCACCUCUCGACCGGCUGCAAAGAGAAAACCUGGUAUUGUUAGACCGAUCACCCAAGGAAAGCUCCUUCGUGCUGGCGGUCCCUCGGAUAAGUCAAAGACUUACAGGCCGAAGCCAGCCGGCCAGCCACUGCCAGGGAGAUCUGCUCCACCUGCUGCCGUCAAGUCAACACCGGUGGCGCACCCUAAAUCAGUCCCUGCGCGUCCUACUCGUAAUUCAGUUCCACCGCCACCGCCACCGCCACCGAAAGAACCCGACGUAGAGUUAUACAAGGCGAAGUUCGCGUUUGAGGGUCAAGAAGGCGAGAUAUCUUUGAAGAAGGAUGAUACCGUGGAACUAGUUGAGAAAGAUGACAAUGGCUGGUGGCUUGUCAGGAAGGACGGGCAACAGGGCUGGGCUCCAAACAAUUACCUAGAACUUGUGCCGCCAAAAGCCAAAGCGGUACCUGCAGCACGCCCCCCUCCAGCUCGACCACCGCCACCAGCCCAUGCUACCCCUACUCCAAUUUCGAAACCAACUGUUUCGGCCAUAUCUGCGAAGUCAUUGUCAGCAGAUGCGUCAGCUAAACCUGUGGCUGUUUUCCCCGGUCUUGCGCCCUUAAACGGCUCCGCGGCGCCUUGGAAGAAGUCUGCCGGUACAUCUGUUAAUGGGUCAUCAGGCAGUACACCUGCAAAUUCCCGCCCUUCAAGCUCACUAGGCGCAAAACCCCCUCCCCCAGUGGCCACAAAACCUAAACCUGCGCCACCUCCUAUCGCGUCGAAGCCAAGCGGUGGCAAGCCUCCUGCUAAGCCACCUAUGCCCACUGCUCCACGACCAGGUGCUGGUGCUGCGCCUCCGAGAGCAGUUUCGAAGCCUAGUGCACCUGCUGGUCAGCUGGACUUGGCUGCUGCGCUCGCGAAACGUGCUCAGAAGAUAGCCGAUGACUGAUCUAUCAAUUCAUAUAUAUGACCCUCAUACAAUACCCUUCGAUGACUGUUACUUAGAAACGUGGAAUUCAGUGUUCGUGUAAACA